UGUACCGGUAGGAAGCCAAGUUGGAGAACGCUGGCGUGGCCUCGCAAGAUUCCCAUCCCUGACCCAUGUAUAAUUAGAACAUCAUCGUUGAAGUAGAUUCCUCCCCAGGAUAACGAAUAUAGCCUUGGAAUCGGGAUUCCUUCCCUGCCCUCGCCCUCGCCCUCGCCCUCCCCCAUCCUCUUUAACCUUUCUCUCCUUCUCUAUCUGGUUUCGAUCCAUGGGCUCUCAGGAGGAGGAACAGAGAUCCCUGUUGGAAGACGGGUUCUUGUCAGAGAAUGAAAAGGAACCAUAUACUGGAGAUGGAUCAAUUGAUAUUCAUGGAAAUCCGGUCUUAAAAGAUUGCACUGGCAACUGGAGGGCAUGCCCUUUCAUUCUAGGGAAUGAAUGUUGUGAGCGUUUAGCCUACUACGGAAUAUCAACUAAUCUUGUCUCUUACCUCACAAAAAAGCUACAUGAGGGAAAUGCUUCUGCUGCAAGAAAUGUUACGACUUGGCAAGGAACCUGCUACCUGACCCCCCUGGUCGGAGCUAUAUUGGCUGAUGCAUAUUGGGGAAGGUACUGGACGAUUGCAGUAUUCUCUACAAUAUAUUUUCUUGGGAUGGGUACACUGACCCUUUCAGCUUCAGUUCCGGCUUUUAAGCCUCCAUCCUGUGUAGGACCUGUUUGCCCAGAAGCAAGUGCAGCUCAAUAUGCUGUUUUCUUCCUUGGUCUCUAUCUGAUUGCAUUAGGAACAGGUGGAAUUAAACCUUGUGUUUCCUCCUUUGGAGCUGACCAAUUUGAUGAUACUGAUCCAAAAGAGAAAGUGAAGAAGGCAUCAUUCUUUAAUUGGUUUUAUUUCUCGAUCAACAUUGGUGCUCUUAUAUCCAGCAGUUUUCUUGUCUGGGUGCAAGACAAUUGUGGCUGGGGCUUGGGCUUUGGUAUUCCUACUUUGUUUAUGGGCCUAGCCAUUAUAAGUUUUUUCUUAGGCACCUCACUUUAUAGAUUUCAGAGGCCAGGAGGAAGCCCUAUUACAAGAGUGUGCCAGGUGGUCGUUGCUUCUCUUCGCAAGUGGAAGGUAGAGGUUCCUCAUGACAGUUCUCUCCUAUAUGAACUAACUGAUAAGACCUCAGCAAUCGAAGGGAGUCGGAAACUGGAGCAUAGUGAUGAGCUUAUAUUUCUCGACAAGGCUGCUACUGUCUCAGAGCUUGAUGAGAAGACCGAAAGCUUCUCUAAUCCGUGGAGGCUCUGCACAGUCACUCAGGUGGAAGAACUGAAGAUAUUGGUGCGCAUGUUCCCCAUCUGGGCCACCACCAUUGUGUUCUCUGCUGUUUAUGCACAGAUCUCUACCAUGUUUGUCGAACAAGGGAUGGUUCUUGACACUACAAUUGGUUCAUUCACCAUUCCUCCUGCAUCUCUAUCUACAUUUGAUGUGAUCAGUGUUAUCGUAUGGGUUCCAGUCUAUGACAGGAUUUUUGUGCCAAUAGCAAGGAGAUUCACGGGCAAGGAUAAAGGCUUUUCAGAACUACAGAGGAUGGGUAUUGGCCUGCUCAUAUCUAUUCUAGCAAUGGCAGCAGCAGCACUGCUGGAGAUAAAGCGUUUGAGCAUUGCAAAGGCUGAGCACUUGGAGCACCAAAAGGUGGCAGUUCCAUUGAGCAUUUUCUGGCAGAUACCUCAAUAUUCCUUGGUUGGACUGGCAGAAGUAUUCACAUUCAUUGGGCAGCUUGAGUUUUUCUAUGAUCAGUCUCCAGAUGCCAUGAGAAGUCUCUGCAGUGCACUAUCGCUUCUCACAACCGCACUGGGUAACUACCUAAGUUCUUUUAUUCUGACUGUUGUAACAUCUAUAAUGACUCGAGGAGGAAAGGCUGGAUGGAUUCCUGAUAACUUAAAUGAAGGACAUCUCGAUUACUUCUUCUGGCUGCUAGCUGGGCUCAGUUUCUUAAACCUUCUGGUUUAUGUUUACUGUGCUAUGAGGUACAAAAGCAAGAGGGCUUCUUGAAUUCCAACUUUGUUUUGUUGACUUUAAGAAAUUUCAGAACAUGCUCUAAUGUGCACAGAUGUUGUGUCAUCUACAAUUUAUGCAGCUUCAUUUUUAACCAUGUACAAGUAUUCCUUCUAUAUGAUGUUUUAGAUUGGGACAAUUAUAUCAUUAUAUAAAAUUUAUUUUUA
Messenger RNA from Elaeis guineensis (African oil palm), 2145 nucleotides. Its product is annotated as protein NRT1/ PTR FAMILY 8.3. Gene Ontology annotation, cellular component: membrane. Gene Ontology annotation, biological process: transmembrane transport; oligopeptide transport. Lineage: Eukaryota; Viridiplantae; Streptophyta; Magnoliopsida; Arecales; Arecaceae. Gene Ontology annotation, molecular function: transmembrane transporter activity. The record is from RefSeq and is a predicted model, not a curated record.